AUGACUGCCGACAUCCUCCACGUUUCCAAAGCGCUUUACCGCCGCGUGCUUUCCUUCCGCAAGUACAGGGCCCUCUCCAAAAACCUCGAUUCCAGGUUCCCAGACGCAACAGCAGAAGAGCUGGAAGCAGCAGACACCUGCAUUAUCUGUCAGCAGCAGCAGCAGCAGCAGCAGCAGCAGCAGCAGCAGCAGCAGCAGUGGAGUAGCACCAGUAGCAGCAGCAGUAGCAGCAGGAGCAGCAAGAGCAGCAGGAGCUGCGGUAGCAGUAGCAGCAGCAGUAGAGUGACAACAUUAGCAGCAGCAGCAGCAGCAGUAGCAGCAGCAGUAGAGGCCUGGCUGGUGCAGCAGCAGUCCUGCCCCACUUGCCGAGCUGACAUUCCUGUGGAGCCGCCGAGAGCAGCAGCAGCAAGAGAGCAGCAGCAGCAGCAGCAGCAGCAGCAGCAGGACCCAGCAGGUGGCGCAGCGCCUGCAGCAGCAGCUGCAGGGGCCGCAGCGCCAGCAGCAGCUGCUGCUGCUGCAGCAGACGGAAGCCUGCCCGCGCAGCAGCGGGGCAGCAGCAGCAGCAGCAGCAGCAGCAGCAGCAGCAGCAGCGGGGGCCGCCCCAACACUGGAGUCAGCCGCAGCAGCAGCACAAAUCUCUUUGGGGCUUUUUCUCUUUUCUCUGAGCAAGCUCUGGGUGCGCGGCGCAGGCCUGCUGCUGCUGCUGCUGCUGCUGCAGCAGACCUCAGCUCCAGCAGCAGCAGCAGCAGCAGCAGCAGCAAGCAGCAAGCCCCAGCAGCCUGGCCAGACAGCCCAGACCAACGAGAGCAGCAGACGGAGGGGCUGCUGGCAGCACUAAGGGCUUCUCUGCAAUUCUGUGAGGCGUAUCGGCUGCAGUCGGCUUUGUGGAUUGUGGAGGCGCAAAUAAUGCAGCUGCAGCAGGGGAGGCUUGCUGCUGACGCUGCAGCAGCAGCAGCUGCUGCUGCUGCUGCUGCUCCGCAGCUCAUGGUGCAGCAGCAGGAGCAACAGCAGCAGCAGCAGCAGCAGCAGCAGCAGCAGCAGGAUGCGGUGAGCGCCGCAGCGCACGAGCAGGGAGCUCCCGGCUUGACAGUGCAGCAGCUGCACCAGCAGCAGCUGUUGCUGCAGCAGCAGCACCAGCAGCUGCUGCAGCAGCAGCUGUGGAGCCAGCAGCUGCUGCAGCAGCAGCUGCUGCAGCAAGCAGCUCUUGUGGGGGCCCUUCCCGGGGUCCCUUCUAUGCCUCCUCUUCCUAGUUGGUUUGGAGCUGCAAUUCCUGCUGCUGCUGCAGCAGGUGCUGCUGCUGCUGCUGCACCUGGUGCUGCUGCUGCUGUACCACCUGCUGCUGCUGCUGUCGCUUCGUGGCAGGCCUUGGGAGUUGGCCCUGCUGCAGCCGCUGCUGCGUUUCCAGCAGCAGCAGCAGCAGCAGCAGCAGCAGCACCCCCGCAGGAGGGGUCUCUUUCCCCAACUGCGGCGUUGCAGCAGCAGCAGCAGCAGCAACAGGAGCAGCAACUGCAGCAGCAAAAGCAGUUGCAACAGCAGCAGCAGCAGCAGCAGCAGCAGCAGCAAGAAGACGCUGAGCUGCAGCGGCUAAGAGCAGAGCAGCAGCGGCGGUGCCACAAUGCAGCAGCAGCAGCAGCAGCAGCAGCAGCAGCGGCAGCAGCAGCAGCAGCAGCAGCAGCGUUGGCUCUGGGUCGCCGCGAGCUGGAGCUGCGAGGAGUGUAA
This is a messenger RNA of Eimeria necatrix, 1719 nucleotides long. Its product is annotated as zinc finger (C3HC4 RING finger) protein, putative. Bases 1 to 1719 code for a protein of 572 amino acids. NCBI's taxonomy places the organism in Eukaryota, Apicomplexa, Conoidasida, Eucoccidiorida, Eimeriidae. The transcript has 6 exons. The record is from RefSeq and is a predicted model, not a curated record.